This is a messenger RNA of Centrocercus urophasianus (Greater sage-grouse), 1026 nucleotides long. RefSeq names its product transmembrane protein 221 (gene TMEM221). Lineage: Eukaryota; Metazoa; Chordata; Aves; Galliformes; Phasianidae. The transcript is spliced from 3 exons. Bases 1 to 903 code for a protein of 300 amino acids. The record is from RefSeq and is a predicted model, not a curated record.
AUGCCCUCCUACCCGCAGCGGACCCUGACGGUGCUCCUGCUCUUCGGCACGCUGUCCGCCGCCAUGGCCCUGCUCGCUUCCAGCCUCAUCUUCCAGCUGCCGGCGGGUCGGACCGCUCUCGGAAGCGGUCCCGGUGCCGCUCGAGGAGCGCUGCCGGAAUCCGCGGCCGCCGUUUUGCUGCCGGUGUCGGCCGUGCUGGCCGCGCUCUGCCUCGUGCUCAACGUGAGCUGCCUCCUCCUCUGCCUCCUCCACGGCUACUUCAGCACGGAGCUGUGCCGGGGGCAGCCCGGGCCCGAGCGGGCAGACUGGUUCCUCCUGGACAGCCGGACAGUUCGCCACGCGGCCAUCGGCUUGUUCUGCUGCGGGGUCUCAGUCUAUCUGACAGCUCUUGCCAUCUACAUGCUGCUGCUGUUUGAACUCGAGGCUGGCAUCGCCAGCGCCUGCAUCCUCUCCUCUGGCAUCAUCGUGCUGUUGGUGACGGUGACGCACGCCCUGGUCCGCGCCUCCCAGCUGUCACGCCGCAGCCACUCCGAGAUCUCUCACACUCUGUAUGAGAACGACUCUGCCCAGCACAGCGAAACUCCCGGCAGCAAUCUGAACAACAAGAGCAUCCCUGUGCCCCGGCCCCGGCCUGAGAUCCAUCGGGAAUUCUCCUUCUCUCCCUUCCUGGAGCGCAAAUCUCAGCUGGGCUCUCCGGCCAGCAGCAAUCUCACCUCCUCGGGCAGCCCUGGGGCACACUCUGAGAAGGAGAGCUACCACCUGCCCCGCACGCACAGGACGCUGUCAGCAGAGUCAGCCUUGCUGCAGGCACAGGGCAAGCCCUGGAACGGCGUCACCCAGGAGAUGAGGAAUGUGCUGGCACGCAAACCUGGAGCCUCGGGCAAGGACUCGACCCUGGUGUGAGUGGAAUGUCCAUCUCAUCACAGCAGAACUGCAGGAGCCAUAGCCAAGAUCUGCAUCUCUGUUUAGAGCUUAAUAUAGGUCACGUCACAGCCCAAGUGUCAGCGAUCCCUCAUGAGGUCGGGA